Molecule: messenger RNA, 1113 nt
Organism: Caenorhabditis auriculariae
Lineage: Eukaryota; Metazoa; Nematoda; Chromadorea; Rhabditida; Rhabditidae
Source: the annotation of a GenBank genome assembly
AUGAAUAAGCUAUCGAAAACGAAGUUUUUUUACGACAUUUAUUGCCCUAACUCUUGGGCAGCUUUCCAGGUUAUAUUCAUUUCUUUAUUUUAUCAAAAAAAAAAUAUUUCAGCUAUUGAAGAGAAAAACUCAUGUUUUUUCUAACUUGGAGUAUAUCCCAAUUAGUGAGUUCAAAACAGAGCUCCUGCAACGAAGGCAAAGGAACUUCAACCGGAGAGAAGAACGCGCUCAGGAAAUCGAAGUAGAGGACGGUAUUUACCUAAUAACAAAGAUAUUUAAAAUUAAAGUCAGUUUUUCUUUUUAGAAGAAGAAAAGCUGCUGAAUGAGCACAAAAUCAAGUUUUUGAGAGACCCUAGUUAUUCUGGAUCAACAGUACCGAUAGAUUGGGAAAAAGUGAAAAAAACAGUUUUUUUUUCCUAUCAAUUUUAUCGAAAUGCAGACACAUGAUGAAGUUAUCGCAAAAAAGUCCUUUCUCCCGCAGCUUUUCCUGACUUCUCUGAAAAUUCGCCGCCCGGAGUUGCAAGAGAGAGGAAUAGAAGUCAUUGGUAGUUCUGGAAGUCUGAAAGUAAGAUAAUUUCGAGCAAAUCAGGAGAUCGACUUUGGAACCAAAAGCUGCCAGUUAACCUCUGCUGCCACAUGUCAACCGUGGCCAGACAGUUGGGAAUUUCCUUUAAGGAAUCAGAAGACAUCGUUGCUCGACUUUCCGCGACGCGUUGUCGACAUGCGUUGACCAACUUUUGCUCGGAAGCCCUCGCUCUAGGGGUCAGUUUGCCAACAAAAUAGUUUAACCGAAAAGUUCUUUCAGCACAUCGAAGGACCAAUCAUUGUCUUCACGAACAAUGAUGGAGAAAACUCGAUAACACCAAUGUGGAAGAUUUCCUUAGGUAGUCUUUCUUUCCUGUUUUCAUUUUUUUUUUUCAUUUUAUUGGAAAAUGAAAUCUUAUAGAAAUGUUUACUACGCCUUAACAAAUUUAAUACCGAAAAAAGAACCAACAAUCGAUAACAAACCUUCGGAUACCAAAAAAAGAUAACAACAAAAACAAAUUGAACAGAAAGUCACAGUAAGCCGAAGAUAAAUUAAGAAUGUCGACAGUUUUACUGAACGAUGACUAA